AUAGUCAAGUGCGUCACUUCCUAUUCGCAGAAUUAGCCACUUAGCGGUUUGUGUGCUAAGGUAACUGGCUGUUUAGUGCAGCAAUUCUUCGCCAUGGACGAUUUAAUCACUUUUAGAAACGAGGUCACGGUCAUCGUGACUAACAUGGCCAAGGCAGUGUUGACGGAGAUUUUUAUAGCGCUGGACAAAGUUUCCUUAUUCAAACAAAGCCCGGACACCGAGCAGAGACUCUGCGCUCUGUUGGACGCCUUGUGUGAGAAGACUGUGGAGAAAAUCCUGAAGGUGGUCGAGUCUGAGAGCGGCAAAGGUGUGAUUCAGACUCCGAUGGUAGGAGAGGAGCAGCUUGGCUCUGGCGCCUCCAGCGAACACACCUACAUCCUGGUUUGUGGGAGUGCUGCCCCUGACUCCAGCUGUCUGCUGGUCUCUGUGCCAAACCAUGCCAGCGGGAAAAGUGAAAGCAGCUCGACUGAUGCAGCAGAUGAAGCCGCCCCUCAGCCAGGCGUCUCAGACCACGAGUAUGCUCGGGUGUCCUCUCCUUGGCCUGGCACCGUCCCUGAUGGUGCGAGUGGAGCCUCUGCAGCUCGCAGCCACAAGCAGCGCAGCAGCAAGAAGAGGAGGAAGGAAGCCGAGGCAGAGACGGAAGCUCACCAUGAGUGCCCGCGGUGCCAGAUGCUGUUUCCAACCUCUGAGCGCCUGUCUGACCACCAGCACAAGUGUCACCCCUUGUGCUCGGUGUGUGGGAUGCUGUUCAGCGGUAUCUUGAGGCUUCGCCAACACGAGAGCCAAGAGCACGGGCUGCUGCCGUACACCUGCGACUACUGCUCAAAGAGAUUCAAUCACAAGGCUCAUCGCGACCUGCACGUUAAAGCUCGACACACCGGAGAGAAAACCUGCCACUGCGACAUCUGUGGCAAGGGCUACUCCUGUGUUAGCGUGCUGAAGACUCACAGAAUGACCCACUUCGAAAAGAGCUUCAUCUGCGAUGUCUGUGGGAAAAGCUUCUACCAUGCCUGCCACCUGACACGCCACAAACUGACCCACCAGCAGCUGCGGCCGUACCAGUGCUCCACUUGUGGGAAGGGCUUCACCCAGGCCGCCAACCUGCACAGCCACCAGCUGAUCCACACUGGACACCGGCAGCUCUGCUCCAUCUGUGGUAGGAGUUACCGCUGCCUGAAGAACCACAUCAUCAGCAAACACUCUCAUGAGCUGCUGUCUGAUGAGCUCCCGGCCAGACACUCCAUCAUCACCUGUGACGCCUGUGGCAAAAAGUUCCCCAACCCCUCGCAGUAUAAGGUCCACCAGAGGAGCCACACUGGGGAGAAGCCGUUCCAUUGUGACAUCUGUGGGAAGGGCUACCGUCUGAAGGAGCUGCUGAGGGACCACCGGUACACGCACACCGGGGAGAAGCCGUACAGGUGUUCCCUGUGCUCCAAGACCUUCAACCUGGCCACCAGCUACAUGCGGCACCGCAGCGUCCACAGUGGAGUAACACCAUACAGCUGCCUCGACUGCGGGAAACACUUCCGCCUGCUCACCUUCCUCAAGGCUCACCUGCAGACCAAAGCACACCUAAAGCAGAUGCAGAACAAGCAGACUGUGUCCUCUGACAUCUGAGACAGACGCUGACAUCUAAGAACCUGCGGCUCUAGGUCUCCACUGCUUUCAGUCUGGAGCAUCGGAUGUCGGCUGGAGGGGAUCACGCCAGAACUAUACAAGCAUCAAACAAGUCAAGUUCUCCCUCACCUCACUGUGUCUAUUUUCUCAGAUUCCCUCUAAACAGGAGCUGUUAUUAUCUGACCUGUGGUUUGCAGAAGCUCUGUGCGAGUGUAAAGACAGAUUAUAAAUAUCCAAGGAUUAACAUGUGAUGUAAACAGCUGCAGGUUAACAACAGCCUGAAGGGAAAACAUUAUGACCAUGUUAAAUAAAGGAAUCGUGCUCUCA
Betta splendens (Siamese fighting fish) is the source of this 1944-nucleotide messenger RNA. Its product is annotated as zinc finger protein 782-like. Gene Ontology annotation, cellular component: nucleus. Gene Ontology annotation, molecular function: DNA-binding transcription factor activity, RNA polymerase II-specific; RNA polymerase II cis-regulatory region sequence-specific DNA binding. Gene Ontology annotation, biological process: regulation of transcription by RNA polymerase II. The transcript has 5 exons. Lineage: Eukaryota; Metazoa; Chordata; Actinopteri; Anabantiformes; Osphronemidae. Bases 94 to 1617 code for a protein of 507 amino acids. The record is from RefSeq and is a predicted model, not a curated record.